AUGUUGGCAAAACUUCUCAGUUCGUCUGCUCCGUAUCAUCUUCUUUCAUAUGCUUCUGUAACAGGUAUUACUCUUUGGCAUUCUUUCAUUGGUGGUCCAGUUGCUUUCAAAACUUUGCCCCGUCAGCAAUUUGGUCUACUCCAAAGCAAACUUUUCCCUAUAUACUUUUCAUUGCAAACUGUCCUUAACGGCAUAUGUCUGUUGACAACAUCGAAUCGCAAUGGUCGUAUCAUAUUCAUUAUUGGUCUCGUAUGUGGACUACUGAAUUUAGCGAUUGUAGGACCUUGGACGACAAAGAUUAUGAAUGAAAGACACAAAGUUGAGAAAGAAGAAGGAAAACAAUACAACGAACCUGGUAUUAGUGAUCGAUUGAAAGCGUUAAACAAGCGAUUUGGCAUGGCUCAUGGAUGUAGUUCAAUUAUCAAUGUGGCAAUUGUGCUCUCGCUUCUUGCAUACCCAUUCGUUUCAUCUGAAAUCAAAUUUUAG
Messenger RNA from Rotaria socialis, 486 nucleotides. NCBI's taxonomy places the organism in Eukaryota, Metazoa, Rotifera, Eurotatoria, Philodinida, Philodinidae. The record is from the annotation of a GenBank genome assembly.